This is a messenger RNA of Telopea speciosissima, 1735 nucleotides long. Its product is annotated as protein MID1-COMPLEMENTING ACTIVITY 1-like. The record is from RefSeq and is a predicted model, not a curated record. Bases 66 to 1328 code for a protein of 420 amino acids. Gene Ontology annotation, biological process: cell surface receptor signaling pathway. The transcript is spliced from 7 exons. NCBI's taxonomy places the organism in Eukaryota, Viridiplantae, Streptophyta, Magnoliopsida, Proteales, Proteaceae.
AAUAAUUAUAGACUUGCUCUUUGCUAAGAUGUGCAGGAUUUAGUUUAGUUUAUUAUUGAGGUAAGAUGAUGUACGCUUGGGAGAAUCUUGGGGAGAUCGCUAAUGUCGCGCAGCUCACGGGUCUGAAUGCCGUGCAAUUAAUCGCCAUGAUUGUGAAGGCUGCAAGCACAGCCAGAAUGCACAAGAAGAACUGCAGGCAAUUUGCUCUGCAUUUGAAGCUGAUCGGUAACUUACUAGAGCAGCUGAAAAUCUCGGAGCUGAAGAGGUAUCCUGAAACCCGAGAGCCACUGGAACAGCUUGAGGAUGCCCUGCGAAGGUCUUACAUUUUGGUGAAUAGCUGCCAGGACAGGAGCUAUCUAUAUCUGCUGGCCAUGGGAUGGAAUAUUGUGUACCAAUUCAGGAAGGCUCAGGUUGAGAUUGAUCGGUACUUGCGGAUCGUUCCCCUCAUCACUCUUGUGGAUAAUGCUAGGGUCAAGGAAAGAUUGGAAGAUAUUGAAAGGGAUCAACGUGAAUACACCCUGGAUGAAGAGGACAGAAGGGUGCAGGAUGCUAUUCUAAGACGGGAUCACUCAAGAGAUGAAACCAUGGUGCUAAAGAAGACUCUCUCUUGUUCGUAUCCAAACUUGCCUUUUGAUGAAGCGCUCCAUAAAGAGAAUGAGAAGCUCCAGCUAGAAUUAGAACGAUCACAAUCAUACAUGGAUGUUGGACAAUAUGAAGUAAUUCAACAUUUGAUUGCAGUCACAGAAACUGCAGCAUGUUCUCUACCGGAGAAAUAUUCACCCCUCACAAGUUCCGAGAAAGUGGAGCCAAAUUAUUCGAGUGGCAAUGAUGAGAAAGGACAUUCAUUUGAAGGAAGUUAUUACAGUGGAAAUGAUACUCGAACGACCUCAAGAAACACUUCUUCGGUUUCAUCAGGAAAUGAUCUGCUGCCCAAUAGAGGAUCCCAUUGGCAUGAAGAAUGGCAUUCAGAUUUACUGGGCUGUUGUUCAGAACCAUAUUUGUGUCUGAAGACAUGCUUCUACCCUUGUGGUACAUUAUCUAGGAUUGCUACAGUGGCCACAAACAGGCACAUGUCCUCAGCGGAAGCCUGUAAUGAGCUCAUGGCAUAUUCAUUGAUACUGGCAUGUUGUUGCUAUACUUGCUGCAUCCGAAGAAAGCUUCGUAAAAUGCUCAACAUCACGGGAGGGAUUUGUGACGACUUCCUCUCACAUUUAAUGUGUUGCUGCUGUGCCUUGGUUCAAGAAUGGCGAGAAGUGGAGAUCCGUGGUGUCUAUGGCCCUGAAAAAACAAAGACGAGCCCACCUACCUCUCAGCACAUGGAAUCUUGAAUGAUAUUUAGAGGAUGGAAAGGAAUGAUUCAGUUAGAAAUUUAGAAUAUACAAAUUCGUUUCAACACUUAUCUAGAGGUAACGGCUGGUUCCUCGCUUUACCUUGUACUUUUGGGACUUCUUUUAUGCAUUAAUUUGGUCAUGUAAAGUUUCUUCAUACCGAUAUGGUUGUGAGUCUAUAUGUCAUGUAUCAUAGUCGAGUUCUUAUAUACAAGAGGGCUGUUUGAUUAAUUUCUAUUCACCUUGUACUUUUGGGACUUCUUUUGUGCAUUAAUUUGGCCAUGUAAAGUUGCUUCAUACCGAUACAGCUGAGAGUCUAUAUUUGAUAUAUCAUAGUCAAGUUCUUAUAUGGAAGAGGGUUGUGUGAUUAAUUGAUUUUCAAAGCAGAUGGUUUAUCCUUGUCUUCA